Molecule: messenger RNA, 681 nt
Organism: Cylindrotheca closterium
Lineage: Eukaryota; Bacillariophyta; Bacillariophyceae; Bacillariales; Bacillariaceae
Source: the annotation of a GenBank genome assembly
AUGAUUCGUUCAUCAUCGUUCUUCCUGAUAUUACUCCUCGCGCCUCUCAUCCAAGCUGACGAUCAAUACUAUUACACAUACUUUACACUUCAGGACGACGGCAAUGUCACCUGCAGUGGGAACUACAUUGAGUCGGCAACCUUGGAACUGGAUUGCGAGAACGACUAUUGUCCACUUGGGACGACCGUGACUCUAACGGGGGAUGUAACGGUAGGGAAUAAUGGCUUGCCAAGCGAUUCAGCAUCUAUCGGAUUGUCCAUUUCGGGUUACUCCAUUUCUAGCUGGGAUGAUAUCAACAUGUGCGAAUAUUUGAAUGGAGGUGGUUGUCCCAAUGCCGGAACCUACGGGAUCGAAGAUUAUUCCCUCACGUUACCCGAACCCAGCGACAGUCUCAGCGCGGCUGGGAGUAUGGGAAUGACCAUUUCGGUUGGAGCCGAUAUUACCUUUGACACUGGAGACACGGAGCAAUGUACCUUCAAAAUUGCAUUGGUAAAUCGAAACAAUAGCUACUCCUACUCCUUGGGGUAUCUAGGCAUGGCGGGAUUCAUGAUGUUUGGUGUUGCCACCACAUUGGGAAGCAAACGACGAAAGGUCGCAACCAUUCAACUAGAUGGCGAGGAGAGAGAAGGAACGUACGAUCAUUUUGAAUUGAUGCCAAAACCACAAGGUGUCCAAGUAUAA